AUGGCGGAUAACCACUUAAAGCCCCAACCGGCCUCGACAGCAAGGCCUAUCGCUGGCUCACCACGGGCAAGCGAAUCCUUCCACUCCCAUUCACCCUCGAGAGCGUCAGCGACAGCACGGUUGGCCACGCCGGUAGCAGGCUCGCCAGGAGGACGAUCUACGGCACUCUCCCACGACGGGAGUAAUUCAGGCACGCAGACACCCCUCGCCGGCGCAACUGGCAAUUCUCUUCCAGGACCCGGAACCUCCUCGCUCUCGCAAGCAUUGCGAGGCGGCUUCUCGCCGUCUCCUACAAGGCGACCGCAGCCUUCGAUUCGCGAAUCGGGCACGGCAAGAUUAGGCAGUCCGCAGAGACGGCCGAACGAGACCUAUGGCUCCUUCAACUCGUACAAUGGACAACUAGGAAGGAGCCCGCGAGGAAGCGAAGACAUUGAAGUGUUGCGGCGACAUCUCGUGGGACCUCCACGGCCUGGCUCGGAGCCUGGCUCAUACCGCCGGCCCAGCGAGCUCGAGCGGGAUAAAGCUCCUGCAACGGACGGCGAGUUCUCGAGUCUGCAGCUACAGGGAGGCGAUGUUACGAGACACAUUUACAGAUACGCGGAGAGGCGGGAGCGAGAGCAAGCAGAAGAGCUCGGGAGCGGUCGAUUACGGCGCAGUUUGAGUGUGCAUCUGCCUAAGCCAGAGGCUGAGGAUAACGAGAGUAUCAAGAAUAUCCAAGUUCCGGGCGGUUUCAGAAGAGACCAUCUGCGACGCACAGCUGGCUCGCCUGCUCCGUCUAGCACGCAGCAGAGACCUCAGUACGGCACUGUGAAUCGCGCUCAGACUGAACCGGCAAGGCAUGACCCACGAUUCGUUACCAGCAACUUUAUCGAGUUCCUUACGCUCUAUGGUCACUUCGCGGGCGAAUCAUUAGACGAAGACGACGAAGCGCUGGGACCGGAUGAGUACUUCUCUUCAGAUGCCUACGACGAAGCUACGGAAGCAGAGGAUGGCAACUCUUCCGACGGGUGGGGCGAGGACUCUGCCCUGCUCACGCCUGGCAAGCGGAAACGUCGACGAAAAGCUCGUGAAGGAGGCAAAGCGUCACCACUGGGAGCUGCAUUACUCCUCCUGAAGUCGUUCGUCGGCACAGGCGUGCUAUUCCUACCACGCGCCUUCUACAACGGCGGCAUGCUGUUCUCCUUCCUCGUUCUGAUCGUCCUGGCCUGCCUGAGCUACUACUGCUUCAUACUCCUCGUUGGCACCCGGCUGAAGUCCUACAAGAAUCUCUCAUACGGCGACAUGGGUGGUGCAAUUUACGGCAGCACCUUCCGCAACCUCAUCAACUUCUCCCUCGUCAUCAGCCAGAUCGGCUUCGCCUCCGCAUACAUUGUCUUCGUCUCGACCAACAUCCAAGCCUUCAUCCUCGCCGUCUCCGACUGCCGCACCACCAUCUCCAUCAGCUGGGUCAUCUUCGCGCAGAUGCUGCUCUUCCUGCCCAUCAGCCUGUACCGCAACAUCAACAACAUCCAGAAGAUGGCUUUGGUCGCCGACCUCUUCAUCCUGCUUGGGCUUAUCUACCUUUACUACUACGACCUCCGCACCAUCUACGUCAACAAUGGAAUUGCCGACACCAUCAACUUCAACCCCUCCACCUGGACCCUGCUCAUCGGCACCGCUAUUUUCACCUUUGAAGGCGUCGGCCUCAUCAUCCCGAUCCAAAGCGGAAUGGCCGAGCCGAACAAGUUCCCGAGAGUGCUGGCGAUCGUCACAAUCAUCAUCUUCUUCAUCUUCACCUCCAUCGGCAUGCUCUCGUACGCUGCGUACGGCUCCUCGACCAAGACCGUCAUCCUGCUCAACCUGCCUCAAGACGACGGGCUGGUCAAUGGCGUGCAGUUCCUGUACAGCUGUGCAAUUCUCCUCAGCAUCCCGCUGCAGAUCUUCCCGGCGAUCGAGAUCACGAGCCAGCAGAUGUUCAGCAAGACCGGAAAAUACAACCCGUACAUCAAGUGGCAGAAGAACUGCUUCCGGUUCUUCAUGGUCAUGCUGUGCGCGGCGGUGGCGUGGGUGGGCGCGAAUGAUUUGGAUAAGUUUGUGAGUAUUGUGGGGAGUUUUGCUUGUAUUCCGUUGGUGUAUAUCUAUCCGCCUCUUAUGCACCAGCGUGUCGCCGCUACUCGAACCUGGCAGAGAGUUGUUGAUUUCACGCUCGUCGGCUUUGGAUUCUGUAUGAUGACUUAUACCACGGCGUUGACCAUUAUGAGUUGGGUGCAGGGGACGUCGGAUGUCACGCCUGGGUAUUGUGAUUGA
Messenger RNA from Saxophila tyrrhenica, 2286 nucleotides. RefSeq lists its product as uncharacterized. The transcript has 2 exons. Lineage: Eukaryota; Fungi; Ascomycota; Dothideomycetes; Mycosphaerellales; Extremaceae. Gene Ontology annotation, molecular function: L-tyrosine transmembrane transporter activity. The record is from RefSeq and is a predicted model, not a curated record. Gene Ontology annotation, cellular component: vacuolar membrane. Bases 1 to 2286 code for a protein of 761 amino acids. Gene Ontology annotation, biological process: amino acid transmembrane transport.